CACCCAGACUAAAUCCCAAAGGCACAAAGCUGAAGAGGGAGCGAGAGCCAGGGCUUAAGAGGAGCCUUUUGCUUUGCAAAGGUGUUCAGGAUUUAACCUGUCAGCAGUGGAGGCUGCUGGAGGAUUUAUUACAAAGGGGAGUAUGCUGUCUGCAUCAGCCCUCUAAAGAUGAGUAAGCCUUCCUUCUCCGUAGUAAGAGUUGUGAUGAAACCUCGGUAAUAUAAAGUUGCAUGCAACUGAAUAGAGUAUUCACUGUAAAAAAAAUCCAGCUUCACAGUUCUGAGAAACCAGCCCGGGAGGCUGUGAGGUCAGAGGAUUGCGUAGGUAUCUGAGCUGCUGUUUCCUCCUUUGUUUCUAUGUGAGAAGAAACCGUACCAUUCCUUCCAGGGGCCGGGGUGUUGGAAGGAUGCCCCCGUGGGCACGGUUGCUGCAGGGACAGGAGCUCCAGCGGGCAUGGUGGCCAUCUCAUGAUCCACACUAGCGCCCGCAGUGAGGUCCUACUGGCAAGGCGGGCAACUGCGAUUCUGUUAAGCCCUGGACUAUUCUUCCAGAAGAAACAGUAUGUGAAAGGCUGAUUGUUAAGGACGGCAGGAGAGAGUUUAUAGGGAAAUCAAUCAACAGAGUCAAUAGAUUGGCCUAGGUCUGUGACGUCAUCAGAAUCAUUGCGUGUAAUUCCUCACUUACUGCGUGUGGAAAAUUCACCCCCGGCAGGAUUUACACUCAGGUCCGGGGAGCCUGGAGAGAUGAGGAGCAGAAUUCGGGAGGGUCCAUGACCCAGGACAGGGGGAGGGGGAGGGGUGGAGGAAAGGACUUUUUUUUCCCUCUACCACCUCUACCGCAAAGUUAGACCUUUUUUUAAAAAACUAUGAACGUGUCAUACACGGCCCUCAUGUUGGCCCCAAUUGUGACUUUGUCAGAGUGGAAAUCACAGUAUUUCAACAAGUGGUUGCUUCAGAGAUCUUGAAAUAGCCUUUCUGCUCACCACCCUUUCGAAACGCUAGCUCUUCCUAAUUAGCACUUGAAAGAGAAGCGCCUUUGUGCUUUUAACACAUUUUAAUGAGUGCAUUUUAACAUUACCGGUGUCUUUUGUAGUCCUGUUUAUUGUAUUUUGAUCUAGGUAAACACAUUCUGAGAAGGCAGUCCUAGGUCUUACCUGUCUGCCAGAAAGGAUCAUAGCACAAAAAUGCUUACGAAUCCCCAAGCUAAAAUAUGACGAAUGAGAUGAGAUUUCCUAGACUUCCUGACACGCUCUGGGGCACCACGCGUGAAAAAGCUGCAUUGUCAUCCCACAGUAGUUCCAUUUGUUUCCGGGAUUCCUAGUCCUGGGAAAAUCCGGGUUGCUGUUUUUCCAAGACAGUUGCCUGUACAUUGAACCUUGUCUUUGAGGGUUUUUUCCUCAGCUACUCUUCAGAAUACAUUUGCUUCCCCUUAGGGAUGCCAUUUAGCAAAUAAAAAUAUGGGACUCCUUUGUACUGUAUCUAUAUAGUACAUAGAUAGGAAGUUCAAGUGAACAAUGAAUAAUUUUGAGUAUAAGUAUAUAUCAAAUAUUGCCUGGGACAUACGUAACCUAAAAAUUAUUUGUUGUCUACCUGAAAUUUAGUUUGAACUCAACGUUUUGUAUUUUACCUGGUGACCCUAAAAACAGAAUGGGGCCAACCUCUCCCAACUAAUUACCUAGAGAUGGUCAGAACGUUAUUCUCUUACACGGUUUACUGAUGGAAACUAGUCAGCUGCCAAAGGUCUCAGACUUUAACUGUGAAGGUAUUUUGAAGUUUGAAAUGUUCUUAUUGUCAUCCAACAAUCGUAAACAUGUAUGGUUUCAACUUUGGGACGAGCAGGCACCUUGGAAAUUUAAAUUGACCACCAUCCAAGAAUUUCGGUGUCAAGUGCAUUCCCCCGAAAUCCCGUGAUAUCCAGUUUCUAUAUCAGAGACAUGUGGUCAAAGUUUAGACUGACAGGGAAACUGAAUUUCAAAACCUUUUGACACACACCCCACCGUUAAAUAACUUGGUUCCAAAAUGAAGCAAAAGUCAUAAUUUCCUUUGACUGGGAUGAGAUUCCACUUGUGAAAAUAAGGGGCACAGAAACCAUCACAAGGAAGAAUUCCGCCCUCGUAUCAGGUGAAUCACCCCAAAGUCCAUUAGUCAUCAAUUGGUAGAGGCCAACACUUUCACAUGCAUCGUAAAUGGAAAAAAAAUAAGUCGGCAUGAAGCCAGAGAAGCAAGCCACCCUGAAACCGGAAGUAGCAGAGUCCCAUGGUGGCCAGGUGGGGGAAGGGGAGCGAGGACGUGCCACCUGCCUGGAAGAAGACGCCAUCUGCUGCCGAGUGAGUGACCAGGCGGCCCCAAGAGCCCGAGGAUGGACGCCGUGCACGUGGGUAUGGCCAGCGCACCGCUGGUGAAGCACGCGGCUGGAGCUGGCCUCAGGACGCGCAGACCCCGCGUCAUGUCCAAGAGCGGACACAGCAACGUGAGAAUCGACAAGGUGGACGGCAUAUUCUUGCUCUACCUCCAAGACCUGUGGACCACCGUCAUCGACAUGAAGUGGAGGUACAAGCUCACGCUGUUUGCUGCCACCUUCGUGAUGACGUGGUUCCUCUUCGGAGUGAUCUACUACGGCAUCGCCUUUAUUCACGGGGACCUAGAGCACGGUGAGGAUACGUCCAGCCCAACCCCCUGCAUCAUGAAAGUAGACUCCCUCACGGGCGCCUUCCUCUUCUCCCUGGAAUCCCAGACCACCAUCGGCUACGGCGUCCGCUUCAUCACGGAGGAGUGUCCCCACGCCAUCUUCUUGCUGGUGGCCCAGCUGGUCAUCACCACCUUGAUCGAGAUCUUCAUCACGGGCACCUUCCUGGCCAAAAUCGCCAGACCCAAAAAGCGGGCAGAGACCAUCAAGUUCAGCCACUGCGCUGUCAUCACCAAGCAGAACGGGAAGCUGUGCCUGGUCAUCCAGGUGGCCAACAUGAGGAAGAGCCUCCUGAUUCAGUGCCAGCUCUCGGGAAAGCUCCUCCAGACCCAUGUCACCAAGGAAGGGGAGCGGAUCCUCCUCAACCAGGCCACGGUCAAGUUCCACGUGGACUCCUCUUCCGAGAGCCCCUUCCUCAUCUUGCCCAUGACGUUCUACCACGUGCUGGACGAGACGAGCCCCCUGAGAGAUCUCACCCCCCAAAACCUUAAGGAGAAGGAGUUCGAGCUGGUGGUCCUCCUCAACGCCACCGUGGAGUCCACCAGCGCCGUCUGCCAGAGCCGCACGUCCUACAUCCCGGAGGAGAUCUACUGGGGCUUUGAGUUUGUGCCUGUGGUCUCUCUCUCCAAAACCGGCAAGUACGUGGCUGACUUCAGUCAGUUUGAACAGAUCCGGAAGAGCCCAGAUUGUACCUUUUACUGCGCAGACUCCGAGAAGCAGAAACUGGAGGAGAAGUACAGGCAGGAGGAUCAGAGGGAAAGAGAGCUGAGAACGCUUUUGCUACAGCAGAGCAACGUCUGAUGUCAGCGGUGUCGCCUCAGCUUAGCUCCUUCUGUCAGUUCUGCUUCCCCGUCUGAGCUCCUUCCCAAUGAAGAGGUCACCAGGAAAACAAAACUGCGUGGCCACGCUCUAAAAAAACUGCACUGAGAUGCAGACCUGUUCCUUUGAUCUGGUGGCUAAGCAAGCAUUUCCACAUCUGAGAGGUUCUUUUUUUAAAAGGCUUUAUCUGAAGCAAACUCCCCAAAUUCAAAUUUUCUAUAAAGGGGCUGCAUUUCAAAGAACUUGGUGGAGGGCAAUUCAAACAAUGUCCUCCUGCAUGGACAGACAUUUCACAAUGCUCAUAUCAAAAGGAAAUGCAUUGCUAUACAAGGAUGUCAGCUAUAAGGUAUUUAUUCAACAAAAGACAAUAUGGCUGAGAACUGAAAUGUUCAAUAUCUACUUAUAUUGUUGCUUUAAUGCACACAUUUUUUUCAAGCAGAGCAAAUGUUAUUUAUAAUGGAGGCUACCUAGUAAUACAUAAAAAGGGCCAAAGGGACUCUGUACUCACAAAAUAUCAUAAUUCCAUUUUGGGGAGUUCCCGUCAUGGCGCCGUGGUAACAAACCCAACUAGCAUCCAUGAGGAUGCGGGUUCAAUUCCUAGCCUUGCUCAGUGGGUUAAGGCUCAGCCAGGGCAUUGCCAUGAGCUGUGGUGUGGGUUGCAGAGAGAGCUCAGAGCCUGCAUUGCUGUGGCUGGCAGCUAUAGCUCUGAUUCGAUCCCUACCCUGGAAACUUCCAUAUGCCUCAGGUGCGGCCCUCAAAAAGCAAUAAAAUAAAAUAAAAUUCCAUUUUUACCCUUUUCAGUGAAAUGUAACCGUACAGAGUGAAAUUGAUCAAAUCAGGAAUUCACAGUUGUGAAAACAUAUACCAAUGGAGUUGGUGAGAUUGUUCACCCAGAUUUUUUUGUUGGCACGUAUGGGCUCUCUUCUGUUCAAAAUCAGGUUCACAGACCAGCAAUAUCAGCAUCACUCAGGAGCUUAUUAAUAAUUUACCCCUUCCUGGACUUAGAGAAUCAGAGUCUGUAUCUUAACUGGACCCCCAAGUGAUUCAGGUAAAAAUGAAAGUUGGAGAAGCUCCACUCUGGACGUUUUCCCAGUAACCUUCUGAAGCCAGGGGGUGCCAGUUCUUUGAUAAGGACCAAUAUAUUCCUUUCCAUGAUUUCAUUCCUUAUCUAUUAAAAUUCCUGGUCCACAGAGGAACUGCCACAGACAUUUCAAGAGCAAAGUAACGCCCUUGAGAAAAAUGGUUGCAUCUCUCAAGUGAAGGGCAAGCUUGUUGAUUACCAUCAGAGCAAAAGGAAAAUGCAGCUGCUGAACAAUUGGAAAUUGGCCCCUUCAUUGACGUCUGUAAGGCUGGAUGGACUGUGAGGAACAAGAGGAGCUGAAGAUAAGGAAUCCAAGUGCAGGUGACUCCAGUGAAGCAGGACCAAACGCGAUGCUCUGAUAACAUGUAAAGGAUGCCCUCGGUGUUUAAAUAAACCUCAUACAACUCAGUUUAAAGAGGUAGCAUUUGGCCUCUGGCAGAAUUUAGAGGUCACGCCCCUCGCCUUUCUUUGGGGCAGAGAAUAAAUGGGCUACAGGGGAAGUCUCAUUUCAUUCAAACCAGGGCAGCUUUGCACUUUUACUCAAGAAGAACGUGACUUUGAGUAGGCUGGCAUAUGGAAUCUAUGUACACGUGAGGCCACAUGUAUGUGCACACAGACCCACAUGCGCACGUGCACACACACACACACACACACACACACACACACAUCAGUAUGCACGCCCUGGCUCUUCCGUCAUAGUUGUGGAAAUUAUCCGUGAAAGACAUUUGUGAUUAAGACAGCAAGUCCUUGACCAAUGGGCUUGCGUACAUUUUGUUCUAUCAGAAUGGGAAGCUUGGGGCUCAGGGAAAAUGGGACAAGUAAUCAGAGUCAGACAGUCGGUGAAACAGUGUUGGGAUUUCAGCAAAUCUGGUCCUAUCCUGAUGUCACCCCCUUUUCACGUCUCCUCCCAUUAAACAGAAAAUGUGACAAAAACCUCUUACCCAGAACUGAACAUUUAAUGCAGAUGUAAGAAUCAUAGGAGUGAGGCUGCAAACAGUUUAAAGAACAAUCUCAAUGCACAAGAGGUUGCCGUCUUCAAUUAUUCAGGAAGCUUCUAUGUUUGCUUUUUCUAUUGAUCAUUUCAUGGCAGGUUGUUUUAGUUGUCGACGAUUCUCGUAAAGGAUCACAUUAUUGUAGUUUGAUGUGAGCUCUUUCAGUUCUUCAACUUUUUUAUUGUAUAAUCCAGUAAAAUCGACAGGAAAAUAAUGCCCCAGCAUGUUUACAAUUUGUCUUUGGCACUAUUCAAUGUUUUUCACAGUAUUUAUAUCAGUGCUUAUUUGAAUGUGAUCAGAAGUCUUGCAUACUUAUAUUGCAUAUGGUACAAUGAUACAGCGUAAGACUGAGGAAUCUUUCUGUGUGUUCAUUUUGCAUAUCAAUUUUGGCCAUAUUUGGAAGACUUGAUUGCACUACACCCAAAAUAAAUAUGUAGGGUCUUAAAAUCUAAGACUUGUACAAGUCAAUAAAUCAUAAUAUAACAUAACAGUCAAAAAAUAGCUCUUGGAGUUCCCAUUGUGGCUCAGAGGGUAAAGAACCUGACUAGUGUCCAUGAGGAUGCAGGUCUGAUCCCUGGCCUCACUCAGUGGGUUAAGGAUCCAGCACUGCUGUAAGCUAUGGUAUCAGUUGCAGGUGCGGCUCAAAUCUGGCCAUACUGUAACUGCGGCAUUUCUGCAGUUCUGAUUGGACCCCUAGCCUGGGAAUUUCCAUAUGCCACAAGCGUGGCCCUAAAAAAAAAAAAAAAAAAAAAGAAAUAGCUCUGAAGUUGUGUCUGGUUUGAGACUUAGCAUUUUCCAGACAGAGCUACUUCUUAUUACUUUGUAUAAAAUCCUCUCAUGCUAACAAGAGUCAGGGGACAAAAUUAUUUGAUUAUAUCUGGACAUGAAUCUGACUGAAACACCUUCAUGCUCAGCACUUAACGGAGAGUUGUCAAACGAAAAGAGUAUUUUGACCCCCCCAAAAGAGGAGCUGAGUUUUGAAAGCUUUCCAAGGCACCAGGCCUUCUUGGCCUGACCAUUCAAAAAUGUUGGAUUCCAUUUGAGAAACCACAAAGAGCAGCAAAUCAGCGUGAUCUGCAUUAUACCUGCUUAAGUAAUAAAAUCCGUUGUACUUCAUGGCACCUAGUAGCCGGUGGCCCCAGACAGCACAGCAAAGACUCACUCUUUGAUCCUCAGGACAAGCCGUCUUUGUUCUCUUUCCCAUUUAUCAGGAAAUUGCAGCCCAGACUCCAAAAGUCUAAAAUAACUGGUUAAAAGCUAAAAAAAAAAAAAAAAAAAAAAAAUGCCAUGAAUGAGGGGACCAGAUAUUUAGGUGAAUUCAAACAACUAUUUUGCUUGAUUUUGAUUUGAAUUCAAUGCUCAAUUUUAAUUGGCUGAUUUAAGUCCCAUCAAAAUGUAAAUCAAAACAUAGAUAAAGGAGUUCCUGUUGUGGCUCAGCAGAAACGAACCCAACUAGUAUCCAUGAGGAUGCAGGUUUGAUCCCUGGCCUCGCUCAGUGGUUUAAGGAUCCGACAUUUCCGCAAGCUGCAGCACAGUUUGCAGAUGCAGUGUGGAUCUGGCAUUGCUGUGGCUGUGGUGUAGGCUGGGCAACUGCAGCUCUGACUGAACUGCUAGCCUGGAAACUUCUAUACGCCACAGGUGCGGCCCUAAAAAUACAUAUAGGCUACUCCAGUCUGAUUCUUUCUCCUGUGCUUGCAUCCUCAGUACUCAUGCUUCAUCUGGAGAAGGAAGGAAAGAGAAAAGCAAAACAAGGAAGACGAGGGGCCUUUGCACAGAUAGCUCAGUAAAGGACCAUCCUCUUCCUUGGGCUUGGUUCUGCAUUUUGUCACCGUGGUCAAAGGGUCAGACAUCCAACCCUGUGACAUAGUGAAGCCUUCCAGUCUCUCAGUCUUGGCUUUCAUUCUUGCUAGACUUUUACUGUUAAAUAUUAGGAACAACUAGCCUUGGAUGCAGGGGAUUUUAUCAUAGCUUUCUGGGAUGGACUUUUUUUUUUUUUUCCCCCAAAUGAAAGGUAUCAUCAUUUCAAGACUUGAUUUCCAAAGUCUGUAGGGAACACUCGAAUUCCACCAUGUGACUCUGCACAGGUUCAAGGUGCACUUCAUUUUCAUCCCCUGGGAAGUCUUCUCCCCAAAGGUCCAAAGCUUAGCAUUUCACUUCUAAUCAAUGAAUUACAUACGUCUUGCCUUUUUGGAAUAUCAAUUUAUCUUUUAUCAGAGCAACCUGCCAACCAGUCCCUGGAUCUUGGGGUGACAAUAAAUGGUUUCUGCUCUCAGAGUGAAGUGGCUUUAGGAGCAGAGUUUGAGUGUCCAGGGUAAGAGUCUGCAAUGAAAUGAUAGAAUUAGAAUUUAACUGGGAUUUUAAAGAAUAAAGGAAUUACUUAACUUCUUGA
Messenger RNA from Sus scrofa (pig), 7966 nucleotides. Lineage: Eukaryota; Metazoa; Chordata; Mammalia; Artiodactyla; Suidae. The record is from RefSeq and is a predicted model, not a curated record.